AUGGCUUUCACCGGUUCUGACAUCUGCAAGAUCAUGUACGUCUUCGCUAUCCUGCUCCCACCGCUGGGAGUGUUUCUCGAGCGCGGUUGCGGCGCCGACUUCCUCAUCAACAUCCUCCUCACCCUCUUGGGAUAUCUUCCUGGCAUCAUCCACGCGCUUUACAUCAUCCUAAAGUAUUAG
Messenger RNA from Epithele typhae, 180 nucleotides. RefSeq names its product UPF0057-domain-containing protein. Gene Ontology annotation, cellular component: membrane. The record is from RefSeq and is a predicted model, not a curated record. The coding region runs from base 1 to 180 and encodes 59 amino acids. The transcript is spliced from 5 exons. Lineage: Eukaryota; Fungi; Basidiomycota; Agaricomycetes; Polyporales; Epitheliaceae.